Molecule: messenger RNA, 909 nt
Organism: Lycium barbarum (goji berry)
Lineage: Eukaryota; Viridiplantae; Streptophyta; Magnoliopsida; Solanales; Solanaceae
Product: transcription factor bHLH18-like
Exons: 3
Coding region: 1-909 (302 amino acids)
Molecular function (GO): protein dimerization activity
Source: RefSeq, a predicted model, not a curated record
AUGGAAAAUGCAAGGUUCAAUAAUAACAUAGAUGGUGAAGAAGCACCAUUUGAAUUUAAGAAUUUACUCUCUGAAAUGUUCACAUCUUUCCCUAAUCAAAAUCCAAGCAGUUCUUCAUUACUGGAAAUUCCCAAAAGUACUGCUUUGUCUUCUCCUUCUUCUACUUCAACUAAUUCUUCUUCUUCAUCACAGAAUAUUAUUUCUUUUGGAAGUCUAGACUCUAAUUUUCUAGAGGAUGAAGAUUAUGACAAAACCAGCAGCAUAUAUUCAUCAAUAUCAGUGACUAAGAGGAUAUGUAGAACUCCUUUGCAAUCUCAAGAUCAUCUUUUGGCUGAAAGGAAAGGCAGAGAAAGGUUUUCCCAACUUUUUGCUGUCUUGGCCAAAACUAUACCUGGCCUCAAGAAGUUGGACAAAGCUUCAAUUCUUGAAGAUGCUAUCAAGUACAUAGGAGAACUUCAAGAACGUGUUAGGGGUUUAGAGGAAGGUGCAGCUGGGACAAACAGAAACAGAAAUUCAAUUGGCACAGCACAAAAACAAUAUUCUUUGGCAACUACAUCACAUGAUGACAACUCUUUUCUCACUAAGAAUGUUGAUGAAUCCAAACCUGGGAUUAAUGAUAUAAAGGUUCAAAUUAUGGACAAGAACGUACUCAUAGGAAUCCAUUGCAGCAAGCAAAUGAGGAGUAGCUUCUCAAUAAUUGCUGGAAUAAUGGAGAAGCUACAUCUUACUAUUCACCACAUUAGAGUUACCCCAACCAGUCAUACUUCUCUUCAUUAUAUCUCCAUUCUUGCCGAGAUAGAUCAGAAUGUUGAUACUAAAGUGCAGGAUGUUGAAACGGCAUUCGAGUUAGCUCUUCUAAGUACAGCAAAUAUGACAGACCAGGCAGACGAAGUUAGAAGAACCCUUUGA